Messenger RNA from Setaria italica (foxtail millet), 2136 nucleotides. Its product is annotated as protein ALP1-like. The record is from RefSeq and is a predicted model, not a curated record. The coding region runs from base 304 to 2079 and encodes 591 amino acids. The transcript has 3 exons. Lineage: Eukaryota; Viridiplantae; Streptophyta; Magnoliopsida; Poales; Poaceae.
CAGCUCGCCCAGCUCGCCGCCGGCUCCUCCGCGUCCAACCCGCCCGCCGGCCCCAACUCGCCUCCAACUCGCCCGCCGCUCCUCCACCCAGAGGCGGAUCCAAGGCCCGGCGAGCCGGGGCGCCUGCCCGGGCUCCAUGAUGAGCGCCUGUGGACCUUCCUCAUAGGUCAGCCCGGGCAAAGAAAAGCGACCGCUGGCAGCCCAACUCAAAUACUCUUACUUCAGCCCAGCUGCCCAGGCUCCCCAGAAACUCUAGGUCCGCCACUGCCUCCACCCCCAACUCGCCCGCCACUCCUCCGCGCCAUGGACAACUACAACUACAGGGACUUCAUGUCUCAGGGAUCUUCUUCCGGUGCCCGUACCUUCCACACAUCCCAGGAAGAUGCGGACGAGGAUGACUUCGGCCCGUUUGCUUCGCCGCCGGCCUCCUACCUGUCCGCUUCCCGGCGCCACAUGGAGCACUUGGACCUCAACUCAGAGGGUGGUGCCUUCCCUAAUAUUGGGUCGUACCAGGCAUUCUUGCAGGGAGCUGCAACUGGUUUGGAGCUGCAGCUCCCUCCUCGGGCCCCUGCAAGGAGGGUGGGAGCAGGCAGUGGCGCAGGGCGUGGUCGCGGGUCCAAGACAGCUGCGGGCGGGGGACGAGGUGGACGCAAAGGUUCACGUGGAGGAAGAUCUGGCAGCCGUGGGGGAGCAAGAUUAGGAGGAGGUCGCGGUGCAUCUUCCUCUGGUGGUCAGGGCUUCGACAAUCCACUUGAUGUUGAUGCUGGUGACGAAGAAGAUGACGAUGGCACUGAAACUCCCUCCCAUGGCACUGAAACUCCCUCCCAGGAAGAAGAUGACUCAGAAGAUGAUUAUUGGGACGAAGAGGACGAUGACAGAGAGGAAUAUGAUCGAAGAGUACAAGAGUUCAUGUUGAGGUGUCGGAAGAAGAGGAGGAAAAUCAUAAUUACGGCUGCUGCUAUGUUGGGUAUGUACCACUUUGACACUUAUAUGAACAAAGGAGAUUAUAGAGUACCAACAGAAAGUGGGUUUGAAUGGGUCAUGAAGACAUUAGGAAAUAGAACAUCUUGCUUCAAUAUGUUUAGAAUGAGUCAGGAAUUGUUUCUGAGGUUGCACAGUUUGCUAGUUGAUUCAUAUGGAUUAAAGUCAACUAGGAAGAUGUCAUCUAUAGAGGCUCUAGGCCUGUUUUUAUGGAUAUGUGGUGCACCUCAAUCAGUUAGACAAGCAGAGGACCGAUUCACAAGAUCACUGGAGACUAUAUGUAGAAAGUUUGAUGAAGUACUAGAGAGUGUAAACAAGCUGGCAGUGGACAUCAUUAAGCCAAAGGACCCUGAGUUUAGGAGCGUGCAUUCUAGGUUGCAAUCCCCUAGGUUCACACCCUUCUUUGACAACUGCAUUGGAGCAAUAGAUGGUACUCAUAUUCCAGUUGUAGUGCCAACUAGCUUGGUAGUACAACAUACGGGCAGGCAUGGAUAUACGAGUCAGAAUGUCAUGGCCAUAUGUGACUUUGAUAUGAGGUUCACUUUUGUGGUGGCGGGAUGGCCUGGGUCAGUUCAUGACAUGAGGGUGUUCAAAGAUGCCAUUGAGAAGUUUGGAGACAAAUAUCCGCAUCCACCUGAAGGUAAGUUCUACCUUGUUGACUCGGGUUACCCAAACCGAUCAGGAUAUCUUGCACCGUACAAAGGAACCAAGUACCACCUGCCAGAGUUUAGACAAGGGCCAAUGCCAAGAGGUAAAAAAGAACUAUUUAAUUACACCCAUUCUUCACUUCGUAACGUCAUUGAGCGGUCAUUUGGAGUUUUAAAGAUGAAGUGGAGGAUAUUGCUUGACCUACCUAGCUAUCCUAUGCAAAAGCAAAGCGAAAUAAUUAUUGCGUGCAUGGCACUUCAUAAUUUCAUUAGAGAGAGUUUUAUAGGGGAUGCAGACUUUGAUUUGGUUGAUCAUGAUGAGAACUAUGUUCCGUUCACCGAAGGAACAUCUUCUGAUGGUAAUGUGUCAAGUAUACGUCAUGGAGAUGAAGAUCAAAACAUGAACGAAUUCCGUGAUUGGAUUGCCGAUGGUUUGUUUAGUAGAUCAUAGAUUUGAACUUUUAAUGGUGAUUUGUGUAUUGCUUUGUGGAAUUUUUGUAUGGAUGAA